This is a messenger RNA of Aureococcus anophagefferens, 1479 nucleotides long. RefSeq lists its product as hypothetical. Gene Ontology annotation, biological process: negative regulation of gene expression; positive regulation of translational termination; protein hydroxylation. The transcript has 3 exons. Bases 1 to 1479 code for a protein of 492 amino acids. The record is from RefSeq and is a predicted model, not a curated record. NCBI's taxonomy places the organism in Eukaryota, Pelagophyceae, Pelagomonadales, Pelagomonadaceae. Gene Ontology annotation, cellular component: cytoplasm; nucleus. Gene Ontology annotation, molecular function: histone H4R3 demethylase activity; sequence-specific DNA binding.
AUGUCGAGUGCCGGGAAGCCUGGCAUGCUGUGGGCUGCCGCGGCCCUGCUCGCCGUCGCCGUCCGGUGCGCCUUCGUCGAGUUCCCCGUGGAGCGCGCCGACGAGCUGACGAUGGCCCGGUUCAAGGCCGAGUACGCCGACAAGCUGCGGCCCGUGGUGAUCCGCGGCAACGACCGGACGCGCGCCGAGGCGGCGCUCUGGAGCGCCGGCGACUUCCGGGACCGCUGCGGCGCCGGCGAGAUCACGCGCUACGUCUCCGACGCGUCGUCGAGCGCCUGGGGCGGCUUCGACAUGCGCGGCGAGCGGCGCGUUCCCCUCGCGUCGUUCUUCGGCGAGGUCGAGCGGUCGAAUCGAUCCCGGGACAUCUACGGCUUCGACUACAACCUCAAGUGCGACUGCGAGGCCUUCGUGGAGCAGACGACGAUCCUGCCCUACUUCAAGCAGGACGCGUGGCCCGUGCUCAUCGCCGGCAUGCCGGGCACGCGGUCCCAGCUCCACGUGGACAACUCGUUCCUGCCGUUCUGGCUCACGCUCCUCGCCGGGCGCAAGAUCUUCCGGGCCGUCGAGCGGGGCCACUGGAGCCCCGCGCUCGUCGACCGGGGCGUCGUCGACAGGGCAGGGCAAGAGAGCGAAAUUCCCAACUUCAAAGGCUCAUAUCUCGGCCGUUUUCUACUCGUCGUCGACGACGACGGCGACGCCGAGUUCGCGCUCGACUGGUACGACGACGCCGCGGUGCUCGACGCCGUCGGCGGCGCCGACGUCUACUCGUCCGUGCUCGAGCCCGGCGAUUCCGUCUACAUCCCCGUGGCGGCGCUCCACGGCGGCUCGAACGUCGGCGACGCCCCCGCGCUCGCGAUCACGGGCAACUACCACGACGAGGCGCACCACGCCAUCCUCGUGGACGUCUACUGCGAGGGCAAGGUCCGACGUCUGAUGCGCCAGUCGAAGAAGCUCACGCGCAUCAAGGCCAUGGUCAAGGACCCGUCGUGCCUCUUCUGGGCGGGCGCGCUCGGCGACGUCGAACCGACGACGGACCGGGGCCCCGUCGACGCGCCCGCGCCGCUCGCGGACGUCGUCUACCCGGACCCCUGGUUCUGCCGGUCCUACGGGCCCCGCGCCUGGCGCCGCGGCUGCAACGUGACGCGGACGCGCUGCCCGCUCGAGGAGGAGGGGGACGACGACGACGACGACGACGAGAGCGACUUCGUCGUCGACGAGAAUCGCGACGGCGUGCUCAGCCGCCAGGAGCUGUCCCUCAAGUUCGCCCAGGUGUCGCCGCGCUACCUCGAGGGCGUGCCCGACGCGCGCCUGACCUGGGGCCUCCUCGCGCGCUGGGUCGCGGCCGAGGUCGAGGCCAUCUGGCCCGCGGGCGCGGCGCGGCCGACCGCCGCGGCCAUCGACGCCGCCAUCUUCGCCCGCUUCUUCUUCGAGGACGGCACGGAGCGGCCCGUCGGCGACUUCAACCCGGGCGAACUCUAA